Molecule: messenger RNA, 1746 nt
Organism: Malania oleifera
Lineage: Eukaryota; Viridiplantae; Streptophyta; Magnoliopsida; Santalales; Ximeniaceae
Product: glucan endo-1,3-beta-glucosidase-like
Exons: 2
Coding region: 513-1589 (358 amino acids)
Biological process (GO): carbohydrate metabolic process
Cellular component (GO): plasma membrane
Molecular function (GO): hydrolase activity, hydrolyzing O-glycosyl compounds
Source: RefSeq, a predicted model, not a curated record
GAGAGAGAGAGAGAGAGGUGAGUGCAAGUCUUCACCAAUUUUGUUUUCUGGUUGAGGCAAUUAAAUGAGUGGCUCACCCAGGACACAGGACGAUGCAUUAAACUGGUCCAUGCAUGUUCCUGGACACUAAGUGUGUUUGUCUAUAUGUACUGAGAGAGAGAGAGAGACUUUUCAAGCUAGCUAGCUAAUAAGAAAUAAGGAGAAAUGCAGAGAAAGAGAUAUUGCAGAAGAAGAUAAAAUGCAUGAAUAAAUUAGUGGCACCAGUUAUGGCACAUUUAGUGAUUGAAUAGUGGGGGCAUGCAUCUGCUUUUGAUUUCUGCCUUAGAGGAUUGACUGGGGCAAUUCUGGCUAGUACAUGAUGACUCCAAACAUCCUCACCUAAAUUAAACCCAAAGCACCGAUGCACACUGCAGCCGUUGCCCCCCUAUAUAUAUUAACACAAAUGGGCAGCUGAAUGAAUUAGAUCGAUCAGGUAGAUCAAUAUAUUAAUAUACACUAAUUAUUGGGUCUUCAUGGCUAUGUCGUUCUUUCCAGCAACGAUAAGUAUUAAUUGCUAUAGGUCUCCUAUGGCCGCUCUGUUCAUCUUGCUUCUUGGCCUCUCCGUGCUUAGCUCCCAAAUGAAAGGGACACAAUCCAUCGGAGUAUGCUACGGAAGAAACGGUGAUAACCUACCGCCGGCGUCAGAAGUUAUAGAUCUCUACAAAUCCAACGGCAUCGCCCAAAUGCGAAUCUAUGAUCCAGAUCAAUCCGUCUUUCAAGCCCUUAAAGGAUCCAACAUAGAUCUCAUCCUAGAUGUCCCCAAAGACAAACUCCAAUCCCUCGCUUCAAACCCUUCGGCCGCCGCCGACUGGGUCCAAACCAACGUCAAGAGCUUCUCUCCCGAUGUCAAAUUCAAGUACAUCGCCGUCGGCAACGAGAUCAAGCCCGGCGACGCCGAGUCCAAUUACGUUCUCCCCGCCAUGCAAAACGUCCACACCGCCAUCGCUUCCGCCGGCCUCCAAGACCAGAUCAAAGUCUCCACCGCCAUAGAGUUUGGCCUCCUCGGCACCUCCUACCCUCCCUCAGACGGAUCCUUUAGGGACGACGCAAAAACCUACAUAAACCCUAUUAUAACCUUUCUCGCCAGCAACGGUUCCCCGCUUCUGGCCAAUGUCUACACCUAUUUUAGUUACAUUGGUGAUCCCCAAAAUAUCCAACUUCAGUACGCCUUGUUCACCGCCCCAGGCGUCGUCGUCCAUGACCCGAACAGCAACCUCGACUACCGGAACCUCUUUGAUGCCCUAAUGGAUGCUCUAUACUCUGCUCUCGAGAAGUCCAACGGCGCGAACGUGGAAAUUGUUGUGUCGGAGAGCGGGUGGCCGUCGGCCGGCGAGGCGGCGGCGACGACGGAGAAUGCAGGGACUUAUAACAAGAACUUGAUUGAUCAUGUUAAGGGAUCAGGCGGAACCCCAAAGAAGCCUGGACGAGCAAUCCAGACUUAUUUGUUUGCCAUGUUUGAUGAGAAUCAGAAGCAGGGUGCUGCCACGGAGCAGCACUUUGGUCUUUUCUCGCCUGACAAACAACCCAAGUACCAAAUUAGCUUUAAUUAAAUACGUAUUUAUCAUAUACGGAUCUUGUGGGAGAGUGGCUAGCUUCUGGCCCUGCUAGCUCUAUGUAUCUCACUGUAAUAAAGGCUUGUUCAUGGGAAAAGCUAUUUAUGCUAUAAUAUCAUAUUGGAAUAAGAUUUUCUAAGUGAUAUGAUUGAAA